This is a messenger RNA of Dentiscutata erythropus, 1367 nucleotides long. NCBI's taxonomy places the organism in Eukaryota, Fungi, Glomeromycota, Glomeromycetes, Diversisporales, Gigasporaceae. The record is from the annotation of a GenBank genome assembly.
ACAUGACAGAAAGAAAAGUGUUAGUGCUUGAUAAUGGUGCUAGCACUAUCAAAGCUGGAUAUGCAAUCCUUUCACAACAGCCAAAAAUUAUUCCUAACUGUAAAGUAACACGCGGCAAGGGUGAUAAAAAAACUUAUAUAGGUGAUCAAUUCAGUUCUUGCACUGAUUUUUCCGGGUUAUAUUAUAGACUACCUUUUGAAAAAGGGUUUCUUACGAAUUGGGAGGUUGAAAAAGGAAUUUGGGAUAGAAUAUUUUCAAAGGAUGUACUUGAUUGCGACCCACAAAAAACAAGCCUUCUUAUUACGGAACCAUGUUUUAAUUUGCCAAAUAUUCAAAGAACUUAUGAUGAAAUGAUUUUUGAAGUAUAUGAAUUUCAAUCAUAUUGUCGAACAAUCGCUCCAUGGUUAUGCAUCCAAAAUGAUACCUCAAGUCUUUAUCCCAAUAGGCCACAAAACCUUGCCGAACCUCCGGAUUGUGUUUUAGUAGUUGAUUCUGGAUAUUCUUUUACUCAUAUUGUCCCUUUUGUCAUGGGUCGGCCAAUCCUUCCUGCUAUUCGAAGGAUCAAUAUUGGUGGAAAAUUAUUAACUAAUCAUCUUAAAGAAAUUGUGUCAUUUCGAUAUUGGGAUAUGAUGGAUCAAACUUAUGUAAUGAAUGAGGUCAAAGAAACAUGCUGUUACGUUUCCCAUGAUUUUUUGGCAGAUCUCGAAACAUGUAGAAAAAAUACAAGAGAUAAUCCGAUUCUUCAAGAAUAUGUGCUUCCAGAUUUUUCAAGGAAUACCAAGGGAUACAUUAGGGAAAAAAAACGUGGUGCGGAAAUAUAUGAUCAAUCAGACGAACAAGUUUUAUACAUGAAUAAUGAACGUUUCACUGUACCUGAAAUAUUAUUUAACCCAUCUGAUAUCGGUAUGAAUCAAGCGGGAAUUCCUGAAGUGAUAGUGGAGGCAAUUAAUGCCACUCAUCCUGGUAUCAUUUGUUUUAUUUUUGAUUGUUUUGAUUUCAUCGGUAAUUUGGGUCUUAUAUUCAUCAAUUUGAGUUUAGAAAUGUUUCCUUUUCCUGUAAAUGAUGUAGAUUUGCAUGGAUUAUUUUACGGAAAUAUCGUAUUAGUAGGUGGAAAUAGCUUAUUUUCUGGAUAUAAAGAACGAGUUGAGAAGGAUUUACGCGUCCUUGCCCCAUCGGAAUUUGAGGUUAAAGUUGGAAUGCCAGAAGACCCUAUCACGUAUGCAUGGCAUGGCGGCAGAAAAUUCGCUUCCACGCCUGAAUUUAAUGAAAGAUUAGUUACACGUUCUGAAUACAUGGAAUAUGGAAGUAAUAUUUGUCUUAGAAAAUUUGGAUUGGGUGGUGACGAAAUUGAUGAGAUGUCCGAAUAA